ACGACUCCCUGCACCUACAAAGUGCGCACGCGCAGUUGGGCCACGGAACCAGCGGCAAAAUGGAGCUUCGCACCCCCCAGGACGAAGGAAACGUGUGUGAGGUCUACCUGGCUUAAUAGACCAAUUCUGACAGCAUGCCUCACGCAGAUGACACAGCCCGGCGGCUAUCCCAGACUGGAACCAGCCUCUAUGCAGUGCUAGAGCUGAAGAAAGGUGCCCAGCCUGAAGAGAUCAAAAGAGCCUACAGGUUCAGACUCUCACCUUCAUUCAACCCUGACAAGAAUCCAGGGGACACUCAAGCAGGAGAGUUCUUCAAAGAGAUCAACACAGCCCAUGCUGUGCUCAGUGACCCUACCAAGAAGAAGAUCUACGACCAGCAUGGCUCACUAGGAAUAUACCUGCUUGAUCAUUUUGGUGAAGAAGGCGUCAGAUACUAUUUUAUAGCAAACAGUUGUUGGUUCAAGACACUCGUCAUCCUCUGCUGCCUUCUGACGUGCUGCUGCUGCUGCUGCUGCUGCUGCUUUUGCUGCGGAGCACUCAGUCCACCCCCCGAGGAAGUCACCAAGAAGCAGCAGCAGAAUGUCUAUUGUCAGCAACCGAACGUCUGUUCGCAGCCAAAGAGAUCAGGUGCUAGCACAGUGACCGUCACCUGCCACGCAGCCCACCGGACAUGUUGAAGAGAGAAGCAAGUAGCCCUGUCCUGACUCUGAUCCUGACUUGACUCCUGUUCUUAAAAACAAUCCCUGCUUCAGAAGCGAUAUGACAACAUCCAUCCUAGAAAGGGCAGCAUCUCUGCCCUGGGUAUGCAACUGAGCCUGUCCACACAGAACCUUCCACUGUUCUAUCUGGCUCUAGCUCCCUUCCCAUCUCUUAUCCACAUGAGACCUCAGGCUGUGGCGGCAGGCGUUUCCUAAAAUCUUUUUCCAGUGCGUGCCUGGGUACUUGCCAAAGGAGGUCCCUGAGCCCUUGCUGAUUGACUUUACCGAGACCCCGAUCACUAAGCAAGGUGGCUCCUGUCCCGAGAGCUGGUGGACCAGUUAGUCCUCCUUUGUUGCAACUUUGUGUUCCAGGGACCUCUGGCACCAGCCUCAUUUCUUAGCAGUACACCUCUGGGAGGCUGGUCACACCGUCUUCUGGUACCUCGGGCAUUGGCAUUGACACCCUAUCCAUAAGACAGCUUGGGAAAGGUGGGAGUGCAUUUGAGGUUUGUGGCUCCCCUGGGACUUCAGCCCCGUCCCCACGGCCAUUCUCAGCCGCGGUCCUGUGGACUGGCUGCGGCCCAGCCACCAGUGCCUGCUGCCUCCAUUCUUCAUGACACCUCACGUAGGCCGAUCCCCGUGUAUUUGUUCUUAACACAGGGCCAUGAAAUGUGCUGGGGACAGACUGUACUUGGAAGACUCCAGCCACGGUGUGUCGUGGGCUUGGCAUCCUCUCUGUAUCCUCUCUACCAUUUCUUUUGUACUCAUGUGGGAUCAGGGCCUAGGAACACUCAAACCUUUCAGCCCUCAUUGGAAGGAGGGCUAAAGAAUAUCAAUAAAAAAGAUCCGUCCAA
Molecule: messenger RNA, 1552 nt
Organism: Peromyscus eremicus (cactus mouse)
Lineage: Eukaryota; Metazoa; Chordata; Mammalia; Rodentia; Cricetidae
Gene: Dnajc5g
Product: DnaJ heat shock protein family (Hsp40) member C5 gamma
Exons: 5
Coding region: 135-677 (180 amino acids)
Source: RefSeq, a predicted model, not a curated record